CGCCUGCGCCGACAGGCCCCGGUGGCGCAUUUCCCCCCCCAUUAGGCGAAGGUGGCGGUUGAGGCGGAAGGGGGUGGGGCUCUGUGCCCACCGCCACACUGGGCUGAGACGGGCGGAGAAAAGGGGGUCGCUCCGGGCUGGCGGAGACCUCGGAAGAUCUUUAAAGAAGUAUCUUGAACUCCAGUUUUUCAUGAUGACCAGCAGCAUUCCUUCUGAUCCAGUUGGUCGAAGAAUCAUCCGUAAUGGUGAAUAUGGAACUGUGCUCUAUGCUGGCAAAGUGCCUCCUACAACAGGAUUUUGGCUUGGAGUGGAAUGGGACAACCCUGAAAAAGGAAAACAUAAUGGUAGUCAUGAAGGAAUACAAUAUUUCAGAUGCAGGCACCCCACAGGUGGAUCCUUUAUCCGUCCAAGCAAGGCAAAUUUUGGAGUAGAUUUCCUUUCUGCUGUCAAGAAGCAGUAUGGAUUGAAUGAAGAUGAAAAAGAUGCCGAGGGUGGGACAGAAUCAUCAUUAGCGUUUGGAAGCAAGAUUGUAGAAACUGUUGGGUUUGAUUCCAUUAAAGAAAAACAAAUGCAAUUGAAUACAUUAACUGACAUCUCAGUAGACGAAUGUGCAGUAAGCCUUGCUGGUCCAGAAGAAGAAAUCAGAAGAGCAUGCCCCAAUGUCAAGCAAAUAAGUCUAUCGAAAAAUCUUUUGUCUUCUUGGAAGGAAGUGAUAGGCAUUGCAAGCCAAGUUGAAAAUCUAGAAAUACUUAAUCUCAGUCAGAACAAAAUGAAAUUUCCAUCUACUCCACCACCUGCUUCAACAACAUUUUGUAAUCUCAAGACUUUAGCACUUAAUCAAACAGGAGUGACAUGGACAGAGGUUCUUUUAUGUGCUACUGGGUGGCCAGCUCUUGAAGAACUACAUCUUGCUGCCAAUGACAUUUCAAUUUUAAAAAGACCUAUUGAUGUCCUACAUAACUUGAAAUGGUUAAACCUUUCAGACAACCUGUUUACAGAUGAAAAUCAGCUUCUUCUACUUGCAGAUCUCCCAAGAUUAGAAACACUAAUACUUUCAAAUAAUGGAAUUUCUUCCAUACAUUUUCCUGAUGUAGAAUUUGGAUACAAGACCAGAAUGUUCCCUUCUUUAACACAUCUUAUAAUAAAGGACAAUAGAAUAGCAGAAUGGUCCGUUAUCAAUGAACUUGAUAAACUACAAAAGCUUCAAUCUCUAGAUUGCCGGAAUAACCCUUUAAUGGAUAUAGACAAAAACACAGCGACUGUGAAGCAGCUUAUUAUUGCCAAAAUAGGCCAAUUACGCUUUUUGAACAAGUCUGAGAUCACACCUGAGGAAAGAAAAGGAGCAGAACUUGACUACAGGAAAAAAUACGGCAUCGAUUGGUUAAAGGCUGGUGGUAAUCAGGAUCCAAACAAAAACAAUCCAAGUGAGGAAUUCCUUGCUGCUCACCCCAGGUUCCAGUUACUCUGUGAUAAAUAUGGUGCCCCUGAAGAUGGAGAGCUGAAAAGAGAACAGCCCUUCUCACUAAAAAGUCAGCUGUUGGCUUUGACCUUUAAGUGUCCUGACAGACCUGAUCAGAAGCCCAUAGAGAAGAAACUGCCAGAGUCUAUGACUAUCCAGAAGGUUAAAGGAUUGCUGUAUCGGCUACUUAAAAUCCCAGGUUCAGAACUGAAGCUAUCCUACGAAAGUUCUAAAGUAAGCUCAUGUUCAUACAAUACAGAAUACAAUUUGUCACACUGCUACUGUCAACACUGCACUCUAACACUAUUGAAUUAUUUGAUUCCUGUAAAGGACAGUAACCAUAACCAUAAUUUUAGACCUUGUUCGGCUUUCUUUUGAGAGGUAGCAGCUGCUUGAUCUCACAUCUUUUGCCUUUUUAAAAAAGUUCUGCAAGAUUAAAAUAGACUAAUAUCUGGAUCUUUUCUUAUCCUAGAUGAAAGGCAAGGAAUUUGAACUAGACAAUGACCUAAAGCCAUUGCAGUUUUACUCUAUUGAAAAUGAAGACUCCAUACUAGUCCGAUGGUAACUGCUGCCUUCACGUCUUUCAAUAAACAGUUGUAUGCUGCUAGCAAAGCCUCUA
Molecule: messenger RNA, 2078 nt
Organism: Podarcis raffonei (Aeolian wall lizard)
Lineage: Eukaryota; Metazoa; Chordata; Lepidosauria; Squamata; Lacertidae
Gene: TBCE
Product: tubulin folding cofactor E
Exons: 16
Coding region: 191-1837 (548 amino acids)
Biological process (GO): protein folding
Molecular function (GO): alpha-tubulin binding
Source: RefSeq, a predicted model, not a curated record